Molecule: messenger RNA, 1347 nt
Organism: Nilaparvata lugens (brown planthopper)
Lineage: Eukaryota; Metazoa; Arthropoda; Insecta; Hemiptera; Delphacidae
Gene: Pym
Product: partner of Y14 and mago
Exons: 4
Coding region: 211-903 (230 amino acids)
Biological process (GO): exon-exon junction complex disassembly
Cellular component (GO): cytoplasm; exon-exon junction complex
Molecular function (GO): RNA binding
Source: RefSeq, a predicted model, not a curated record
GUCGUUACUAGUACUCUAAUGGGUCGGUAUUCUGUAGGUUAGGUUUUGAUGAUGUUCUUAUUGAAGUAUUUUCCACAGAGACACGGAAUUGAUUGUAGGCUAUUUCCUCGUACACAAUGUUUUUACACUAAAAUCCAAUUAAAUUUACAAUUUCAACAUUUUAUAGUUUAAUAUUAUUUGAUAGCCCAAUUGAAAUAAUUAUCAACUCAGAUGUCGUCAGUUAUUUGUAAGGAUGAUCAAGGUGCGUUUAUACCAGCCACCCAAAGACCAGAUGGAAGUUGGAGAAAGCCGCGACGAAUCAAAGACGGUUAUGUUCCACAAGAGGAAGUCCCUCUCUAUGAGAGCAGAGGAAAAAAACAGAUGCAGGCUGCAGCCAACCACUAUCCUCCAGGUCUACACCCGGAUCUGAUCAAGAAGAGAGAGAUGGAGAAGGAGAAAAUGAAGCCGGUCAUCACCUACAGUCCGGCACCUGGAGUGGUCUUAACACAGGGCGGCUCAACCAAUGAAGCCAAAUCUAAGAAGAAAAAGAAAAAGAAGAGCGGUGAAACAAAUUCUGGUGAGAAUGGAGGAGGUCAACCCAAACAGCCUACAAAAAGUGUUGAAUCAUCACAAAAACCGGCUUCUAAAACUGCUGAUCCAUCACAAAAACCGGCUUCAAAAAGUAAAAGUUCUGACACCUCGCCGAAAAGUGCAGACUGUUCGCAAAACCCGUCCACAGAUCCCGUCAAACGGCUUAAAAAUCUGCGUAAAAAGUUGCGUGACAUUGAGGUUAUGGAACAAAAAAUGGCGGAAGGACAAAAGGACAAAUUCGAUAAAGACCAGUUGGAGAAAGUGGCGCGUAAACCGGAUGUGUUGAGUGAAAUUCUGGCCUUACAGUUGUCAAUUGAAGGACAUUCUAAUUAACUAGAGGUUAGGUUAGGUUAGGUCAAGUAGUGCAUAUGGUUGAAUAACAGUUUCUAUAGUGAGGUCCACGUUAUAAUGGCAGUGUUGGAUUAGCAAUACAUUGCUAUCCUUGUCUAUCAUUCAACAAAGCGGAUAGCACAAUCUCUUCCUUGCUUUGUUCUGUUGCCAGAUCAUCUUUUAAAAAUGUAGAAGUAAUGAUUACAAAAUAUUUCAUUAUAAAGUUAUUGAAAAAUAUAAUUACUUGCUUAAUAAAAUAUAAUUUAUUAUUUUAAACGAGAAUGAACAGCUAAUAUUAAUAUACCUCGAUAAACCUGUAUCAGCUACUGUCUAUAGAGUGUAUUGACAAGACAGAGGAUCGGCAACUUUGUUCUUCUAUCUUUCUCCACUGCCAUUAUAACGUGGACCUCACUAUAGCAGUUUGGCCCAGUGACAAUUCCAUUUAGA